Messenger RNA from Phalaenopsis equestris, 559 nucleotides. RefSeq names its product protein DROOPING LEAF-like. The transcript has 3 exons. NCBI's taxonomy places the organism in Eukaryota, Viridiplantae, Streptophyta, Magnoliopsida, Asparagales, Orchidaceae. Gene Ontology annotation, cellular component: nucleus. The record is from RefSeq and is a predicted model, not a curated record. Gene Ontology annotation, biological process: floral meristem determinacy; style development; leaf development. The coding region runs from base 239 to 559 and encodes 106 amino acids.
UGGUGUGGCGUUUUGUUGUGGGGAACAAUGUGUCGAGGAUAAUUACAAGAAUGAGUUAACUCUACUGAUUACUAAUUAUAUGUCCAUUUUAUUUUGGCUAACUGGAUCUCCAUCCAGAUCGCAGUCGACAGUUACCAAUCCAAGAUAGUACUUUAUCUUCUUCAUCAUUACCCUUCUCCUCUUUAAUUAAACCACUACUCUCCACCAUCUUCCUCCUACAUCUCCUAAUCUCUUCAUCAUGGACUUUGGCUCUCCUUCAGACCAUCUUUGCUAUGUUCGCUGUGCCUACUGCACCACUGUUCUCGCGGUUGGAGUUCCAUGCAAGAGAAUGACGGACACAGUGACAGUUAAGUGUGGCCACUGCAAUUCCCUCUCUUUUCUCAAUCCCAAACCUCCGUUUCAAACGCUGUGCUCUGAUCAUCAACAAACGCUGCUUCAGAGGCCAUGCAACUUUCUCUGGAAAGGACAACAUUCACUAGCCUCUUCAUCUUCGGCAGCUACUGAAGACAUGAGCCCAAAAGCAGCUCCCUUUGUCAUUAAACGUAAUUUAAUUAAUUAA